AGAUAACUUUUAGGCUGAACAAAUAAUAUUAUUAAGAUUUAAACUUCAUAGCUUGGUAAAAUCAUGCAAUGGUUUCAAAAAGGACGAUUUGUGUGCUUCAUAUUGCAAGUAUGUGCUGUAUUUAGUGCCGAAGGAUAUUCUGUCAACAAGGUCAUCGGGGAACGUUUUGCUGGACCGGUCACAAUGGUUGUCACAAUUGUCGGUCAACAACAGUGUGUAAAGGAAUGUCUGGCAAGACCAAAGCUGUGUAAGGGAGUCAAUUACCUGAAGAAGCACCUGCUGUGUGAGGUCGUGUCUUCUAUAGAGGAGUCAGAGCCAUCAUCGGACUAUACACGAAUCAGCGUUGACCAUAUAUCGAUGGACGAGGUAAACAAUUGUCAUGUUUGUACUACAAAUCAAAAAUGUGUGCAGCUAAGCAGCAAUAGUUCACACUGCGUUAAAGAUGAUACUGACAUGAAUGACUGUGGAGCUUAUCACAAUUCAACACCAUUUCUACCAAGUGUGCUAUACAGAAUAAAACUUCCCGUUGUUGGUCACGUGACAGCUUUGUGUGAGAUGGACAUUGAUGGAGGAGGCUGGACUGUUUUCCAACGUCGCCUAAAUGGCACAGAAGAUUUUUAUCGAACAUGGGUAGAGUACAAGAAUGGAUUUGGAAAUUUAACAGCUGAAUUUUGGUUUGGCAACGAGAAACUCUACCAUCUUCUGAGUCAGGGAUCCUAUGAACUACGGAUGGACAUGAGUGAUUUCACAGACCAGACCCGCUAUGUCAAGUAUACCCAUGUAGGUCUUACGGAUGAAAUAACCAAGUACACCAUCAGCCUUUCCAACUAUUCUGGGAAUGUUGAGGAUUGUUUCACCAGGGCAUCAGGCAUUAACAACAUGAAGUUCACAACCAGAGAUCAAGACAACGACCCGUAUUUGACUGCAAACUGUGCCAAUCUGUACCCAUCCGGCUGGUGGCACAACCAAUGUCAUUGCGCAAAUCCGAACGGAUUAUAUCUUGAUGGACAAACGAGUCAGUUUGGGAAAGGAAUCACGUACAAUCCUUGGCUGACUCAGUAUUAUUCAUUGAAAACCAUUAGCUUAAUGGUUAGGAGAGUGUAAGCACACUCAGAAGUAUAAAGUUAGCGAUCAAUGUUUCAUCAAUUAGACGUUCUCUAACACUGUAGAAUUGAUUUUAGAGAUACGAUACUGUCUCUAGAUCGUACGAUAGACUGGCAAUGCCUGUCAGAUGACGAUAUGGUACGAAACUGUCAGUCUACGCGACAUGGAAUAACAAACCUGCUUUCUUAGGAUUUUCGUAAUUAGCUUAGGUUUGGAACAUAAUUAGGCCUUUCAAGUUUGCAAUUUGUAUUUUCCUUUCCAUAAGGAUGACAUAUGCUAAAUUACGUUAAGAUUAACUCAGUAGUUCUUGAGAAGAAGUUUAAAAUGCACCACCUUUUUUGCAGUCUUGAGGUUUUUCUCUGCUCUGAAUACAGUCUGGUCUUUUAUUUUUGCAAUUUUCAUAUAUAUUCACCUUCUAAUAAGGAUGCUUUGUGCCAAAUUCGGUUGAAUCUGGCCAAGUGCUUUUAGAGAAGAAGUUCAAAAUGAGAGAAGUUUUCAGACGGACAGACAGACAGCCGGACGGACAGACAGACGACUGACAACGGGUAAUCAGAAAAACUCACUUAAGCUUACAGCUCAGGUGAGCUAAAAAUAAAAAAAAAAUAAAAAAUCAAAACGGUAUUUUAAUUGCAAACAUUUGAAUCUUUUCUUCCAUUAAAUUGCACAUCCUGUCGAUCCGAUCUUGUCUUUUCUCUUUAAAUUUUUAUUUUUAUUUAAUAUAUAAUUUUAUUAAAUAUAUAGAUUUUUAUGCUGAUUAUUUUUCUCUCUGUAUUUAUUUUGUUCAUAUAAACAAUUCGUUGACGAUACAUUAUUCUUUUCAAAAGUCUCUUUUUCACUGUAAGUGAGAAAAUACAUCGUUAGAAAUAAACCUUAAAUGUUUACAAAUUAAAUAAAUUUAAUGAACAAUGUUAGAUUAAAAACUAUGUUGUUAAUUCAAAGUUUGUAAUCUUUUGGACAGUGCAAAAAAAAAAUCAUCAAUAUUCCUUUUAUUCAUCCAUUUUUUCCUGGGUUUACUUUUGGCGUUUACUUGGGGUUUUCUCUGGGUUUACUUUUUGAAAAUUCGGGUCCAUUCGGGGUUUACUUUGGGUUAACUCGGGGUUUAUUUUGGGUUUACUUGGAAAUUGCUUUUGUGGUCAACUGUACGCACUGAAGUGUGAAGCAAACCCGUCUUUUAUCUUACCAUAAUACUGCCUGUAAUUCCUGCCCCUUGUUAUUCCAAAUACAUAGUUAGCAUUUGCUUUCAAGGGUAUACUUCUGAUCGGGGUUUACUCUCCGUGUCCACUCUGGGUUUACUUUGGGUUUACUCUGGGUUUACUCCGAGGUAAACCCAGAGUAAGCGCAGAAAAAAAACCUAGGGUUUAGUUUGAGUUUACUUUCUGUUAUGUUGGGUCUGAUUGGCACUUACAUUUAAAUAUUUAAGGUUAAAAUAUUAUGUCAUAUUUUACUUACUUUUAAUAGAAUAUACAUAUUUAUCCUUAAGUGAUCUUGAAGUGGAACUAGAAUUCGCCAGCUUUAAUCUACAUUACACUGGCGUCGGAAUCAAAUUGAAAGUGGGGGGGGGGGGGCG
Messenger RNA from Magallana angulata, 2671 nucleotides. Its product is annotated as ficolin-2-like. The transcript is spliced from 6 exons. The record is from RefSeq and is a predicted model, not a curated record. The coding region runs from base 64 to 1104 and encodes 346 amino acids. NCBI's taxonomy places the organism in Eukaryota, Metazoa, Mollusca, Bivalvia, Ostreida, Ostreidae.